Messenger RNA from Syngnathus acus (greater pipefish), 2177 nucleotides. It is a transcript of the gene drd4b, whose product is annotated as dopamine receptor D4b. Gene Ontology annotation, molecular function: G protein-coupled receptor activity; dopamine neurotransmitter receptor activity, coupled via Gi/Go. Lineage: Eukaryota; Metazoa; Chordata; Actinopteri; Syngnathiformes; Syngnathidae. The record is from RefSeq and is a predicted model, not a curated record. Gene Ontology annotation, biological process: adenylate cyclase-activating adrenergic receptor signaling pathway; adenylate cyclase-inhibiting dopamine receptor signaling pathway. The transcript is spliced from 5 exons. Gene Ontology annotation, cellular component: plasma membrane. The coding region runs from base 188 to 1354 and encodes 388 amino acids.
ACCGAUGCCUAAGCAGCGUUCUGGUUCUGUUCAGACGUGAGUUUGCAUCUUCUACGCGCAGAGCUCUCCGACUCAGUCCGGAUCGCUUCAUUAGCGCAGUAGAAUUUCCCUUAUAUAUGGCAACUGGAUCCGACUUCUAAAUGAAAACUACAUCUGAGAAGCUCGUUCUUCAUAUGCGGUCAACACCAUGUUGGACAACUGCUCGGAUUUUGGUAACCUUACGCAGCUGGUGGUUCCGGUGGUCCACAGCUUUCCGGCUCUAGUUUUCGGGAUCUUAUUGAUCGUGGUCGUCAUCUUCGGCAACGUGCUCGUGUGCCUGAGUGUUUACUCGGAGAAAGCUUUAAAAACGACAACCAACUAUUUCAUCGUCAGUUUGGCGUUUGCAGACCUGCUGUUGGCGGUUCUGGUUCUGCCACUCUUCGUUUACGCAGAGUUCCAGGGUGGAGUCUGGUCUUUGAAUAUGUUUGUAUGUGAUGGCCUGAUGACCAUGGAUGUGAUGCUGUGCACUGCAUCCAUCUUCAACCUCUGUGCCAUCAGUGUGGACAGGUUCAUUGCUGUUGCCAUUCCUCUAAAUUAUAACCGCAAGCACGUGGACCAUCGUCAACUCAUCCUGCUGUCAGGCACCUGGCUGCUCGCCCUAGCUGUGGCCUCACCUGUUAUCUUUGGAAUCAACAAUGUACCAAACCGUGACCCCAGCACAUGUAAACUGGAGGACAAUAACUAUGUUGUUUAUUCCUCCAUCUGCUCCUUCUUUAUUCCAUGCCCCAUCAUGGUCCUGCUAUACUUUGGUGUCUUUCGCAGCCUACGCCACUGGGAAGUGGCUCGUAAGGCCAAACUGCGCAGCAGCAUUGACGCGUGUAGGAAGCUGCAGCAUGCGGUCAUCGCCACCGCCCUCCCCCCGCUGGCGAGCGCCAUCACCGGACCUUUGUUGACUCCUCUACCUAAGAUGAUUGAAAGAGGCCAAGCUGAUCCGUCGAGGCUUGACUAUAUGGAUGACUACUUCAAGCAAGAGAUUCCUUAUCCCCGUCAGUAUGAAGCAAACUCCAUAGCCACAGUGACCUACAGCCAAGAACAGCACAGACAGAAAGGAGCCAAGAUCAACAGCAGGGAGAGGAAAGCCAUGAGGGUGUUGCCUGUUGUUGUCGGCUGCUUCCUCUUCUGCUGGACUCCAUUCUUUGUGGUCCAUAUCACUCGAGCUGUGUGCGUGUGGUGUGAGAUCUCUCCUGGACUAACAAGCACGGUGACCUGGCUGGGUUAUGUCAACAGUGCCCUCAAUCCUAUAAUCUAUACCAUCUUUAAUACGGAGUUCAAGAAUUAUUUUAAGAAAUGCUUCAGAAAGUGCUGCUACACAUGAUCGGUCUGAUUAACACUAUGAUUGUUUGCACUGUAAUAGUCCGGCAACAGGUCAAGUCAAGGUGUGGAUGGUUUAGAUCAGUGUGGUCAUAAACUAGCUACAUCAAUUUGUUGUACCUCGACUGUCAGUUGGUAAAAAUGUUUUUCCUUUGAGCACAAUCAGUUUUAGAAAGUCACAAAUCACAGGCAUACCGUUUGGUAGCUUGUUUUACCGAGCUUGUUAUCUUCUGAGGAUCAACUACGAAAAACGACAUCUGCCAGGAAAGAUGGAUUCAAGCCUAAAAUGUCCUCAAAUGCUCAAAUGUGUCUUCUCAAGACAUGUUUUUCCUCUCAAGAUUGUUGUUGAUUGCAACUUGACGUAGGGACAUUGCUGUCAGUAUACAGAAAUGCUUUGGAUAUUAGGAUCAAGUUUUUGAAAAAGGAAACAUGCUUGAUUAAGGGAAAAUCCAGGUCAAAAACUGCCCUCACCCCUGCAUACUUAUGAUUAAGGUCUUAAAGCAUUUUUUAAAUAUUUUUGUUUAAAAUCUUGUUCUUGCACUGUAUAUUCUUUUAGUAAUUUCGGUAAUGUACAUUUGUAUUUGUUUACUUUGCUUUAAAAGUUUUUGACUCUUUUGUUUAUAAAUGUUUUUACAUGUUAAUUAUAUGAAGCACAUUACUCUUGUGUAAAUGCACAAUAUAGAGAGACUGACUGACUUACCUUGCCUUUGUUUUUCUAUUGGAUCCCCUGACACAAAAUACUUAAUUGGUUUCUUAAAUGUUUUAAAAUAUUUGCUGUGGAUUGAUAAUCCGCAACAAUGAUGAUUUUAAGUAAAAAAACAAAAAAG